AUGAAAUUCAUUCUUGGAGUCGUUUUAGCUGUAUUUUUGAUUGCAAGUGCCGUUGCUGUCCCCUACGCUAGACCCAUCUUCGGAUUUGGCGGCGGCGGUUUCGGAGGAUCGAACUCAUACGCUAACGCUGGCUCAAGCUCCUUCGGAGGCGGUUAUGGCGGAUUCCCCGGAUAUGGAGGCGGUUUUAGCGGAUCAAAUGCAUACGCAAAUGCCGGAUCAAGCUCCUUCGGAGGCGGCUUUGGUCGAUAA
Culicoides brevitarsis is the source of this 249-nucleotide messenger RNA. RefSeq names its product pupal cuticle protein Edg-91-like. The coding region runs from base 1 to 249 and encodes 82 amino acids. The record is from RefSeq and is a predicted model, not a curated record. The transcript is spliced from 2 exons. Lineage: Eukaryota; Metazoa; Arthropoda; Insecta; Diptera; Ceratopogonidae.